Molecule: messenger RNA, 528 nt
Organism: Linum trigynum
Lineage: Eukaryota; Viridiplantae; Streptophyta; Magnoliopsida; Malpighiales; Linaceae
Source: the annotation of a GenBank genome assembly
AUGCCUACACCGCCCCGACCGUCAUUCCGUGCUGAUGAGAGGAUCGUGCCCCCACAAGAGCCCCCACGGAGGAGCAGAAGAAGGGUGAGAGAAAACAUUGAAGAGCUUCGUCCGUCUCAACAAACUCAACUUCCUGAACCAUGGCCACAUUGUGAGUGGGCAACUAGUACUGAGGGCACCGGAGGGUCGUCAAGCUAUGCCCCGACUCAGGAACAUGACAUGUUCGCCCAAGGCACCCCUCACUUCCACCAUCAGCAGCAAACUGCUCAGUAUCAGACCCCGCUUCAACAACACACAUCAUCGACUUUCCACCACGCUUCUGGUUCAUCUCAGCCUAUUCAACCCCCACCACCUGUCUACACUCCGGUGGGUGGUCGGGUUAAGAGGAAUCCGCGAGGAGUUGUCCAGCGGGCUCGUGAAGAAGGAGGAGGUAGAGAAGGCGGAAGAAGGGGUCGAGGAGGUCGUGGAGGAAGAGGAAGAGGAAGAGAAGGGGAAGUGGAGGAAGAGGGAAAUGAAGAGAACCAGUGA